AUGGCCACCAACGUCGACGAUGCUGACCAUAAUGACAGCGGCAGUGGCAGCGACAGCGACUCCGUCGACACCAUCGACUUUGACAAUCUCGACCUCGACCGUUUCGAGGAUGAGGACGAUGAAGCAGCAGCGAGGCUUCCUCCGAUACUGCUCAGGAGACCUCUAGCCUGGGGGGCGGAAACCAACCGUAAGUUUGUCGCCAUCCUGUCCCUCCUCGAAAUUCCCGACUCCGAGUCUGACGAGGAAAACGAGAGUUGGGCAGAGUGUUCUUCGACCCUACCUCUUGAAAUUCCCAACUCCGACUCGGAUCCCGACUUCCAAUUGUAG
Molecule: messenger RNA, 327 nt
Organism: Trichoderma harzianum CBS 226.95
Lineage: Eukaryota; Fungi; Ascomycota; Sordariomycetes; Hypocreales; Hypocreaceae
Exons: 3
Coding region: 1-327 (108 amino acids)
Source: RefSeq, a predicted model, not a curated record